Molecule: messenger RNA, 2448 nt
Organism: Ostrinia furnacalis (Asian corn borer)
Lineage: Eukaryota; Metazoa; Arthropoda; Insecta; Lepidoptera; Crambidae
Exons: 2
Coding region: 1-2448 (815 amino acids)
Source: RefSeq, a predicted model, not a curated record
AUGAACGAUACUCAUCUCAAAGGCAGUGUAAAAUCCGAGCCCGUGAAAACGUCACAAGUGCCACCGCAGCAUGCAACGUCGUGUCAGUGGCCACACCCGACACGUCAACCGACCGCAGAGGCAGGACCGUCGCACAUAUCAGUUCACAAACUGGACCUGUCUCCUGAGGAAGCACCACGAGACCUCACGUCACGAAUAUCGACGUCAUCCUCAGCUAAAGCAAGGCGAAAACGGUUGGAACUUGAGGCAGCGAAGGAAAAGGCCAGGAUACAGAUGGAGUUGAUCGAUAAAAAGCUAGAAGCAGACCUAGCUGACCUGGAAGAUGAAUACAGUCCACCAAAUGGAGACCGCGAGAGCAUUCAUACUCGCACCGACGUCGAGAAGUGGCUGGACCACAGCCAGCAUGAGAUGGAGAAGGAGCAGCGAGCCCCCCACAAUGGUAAACCCCCGGGCGAGCUGAAUCCACAAAAUGGUGCCAUCGAGAUGCUGACGAGCGCACUGAAGCAGCUAGCCACUACUCCCAUUCAUGGACCCAACCCGCAACUACUGAGCCGUAUGAGCAUCCCAAAGGACUUACCUGAGUUCGCUGGAGACCCCCUGGAGUGGCUUCACUUUAAACAGUCCUACGAGGAGUCAACACAAAUAUGCGGCUUCACUGAUAAGGAAAACGUCUGGAGGCUUCGAAAAUGUCUUCGAGGACCUGCAAAAGAAGCUGUAUCUGCAUUAUUGAUUUGUGCAACGUCACCCGAUCAGCUGAUGUCUACAUUGGAGCUCAGAUUUGGUAACCCAGAUUUUAUAUUAACUAAAAUCACGCAAGAUGUACAGAAGUUACCACCGUUGCCAUUGGAUUAUCAAAGUGAAAUAGUGCCUUUUGCUGUUAAAAUCCAGAAUUACGUAACAGCAGUACGUGCAGUGGGGCGUGACGAAUACCUACGCGGUGUUCACCUAGCGAAUAUUAUUUUGGCCAAGCUGCCCACUGUACUAGUUUCCAAAUGGGCGGAUUAUUGUUACCCUAGAUUGAAAGGAGAAAUUGAUAAGUCAAGAAUUGACAUGAUUUCUGAUUUCCUUCACGAGGAGGCACUAAAAAUGUCAACCACGGCCAACGUUACUACAUCAGCUCAACGUUACAAUCAAAACAAAUACAGGCAGCACGAAAGUAACGCUAGAAACUCACAAAGUAUACUACUUCAACACUCCGACGCUAAGAGCGAGCAUAGUGAAAAAUGCAACUUUUGUAAACAAGAUGAACACCAGCUGACAAGUUGCAAAUCAUUCAAGAAAGCAUUACGCAAAGAUCGAUGGCGCCACGUCAAGCGAUACGGCUUAUGUUUUAAAUGCCUACUAUCGCGGCACGGCAGAGAUAACUGCACUGCGCCCGCUUGCGAUCAAGACGACUGCGGCGGGGCGCAUCACCGGCUGUUACACAACCCUCCGCAGCGGCACGGGGCCGAGGCGACCGCCGAGAGCAAGAAGACCUCAUCGAGUACGUCAACUACCGAGACUGUGGCCCAUAUGAGUGUUACGGACAAAAAAGUGCUGUUGAAAGUAGUGCCGGUCGAAAUUCACGGUCCUAACGGUAAAAUAAGUGCGUGUGCGUUAUUAGACGACGGGUCUACAAUAUCAGUGAUAAGCUCGCAGCUGGCUGCGCGCGCAGGGCUGCGCGGCGGCCGCAGCGAGCCCAUGCGUGUGCGCGGCGCGUGGGGCGACGAUGCGCUUGUGUGCGCGUCGACAGCGCUCACUCUGGACUUGUCUAGUAAGGGAAGUGAUAACAGAUUGUUUACAAUUAAUUUGCGAAGUGUUGAUAACUUAGAUUUGCCUGUUCAAGAGUUUUCACUAGCUAAAUGUAAAGAGUAUGAUCAUUUGAAAAAUGUAACUAUAAACUGUAAUGAUUUGUGUAAGCCAGAAAUAUUAUUAGGUCAAGACAAUUAUCAUUUGUUAAUGCCUUUAGAGAUUUAUGUUGGUAAAAACAAUGAGCCGUCAGCUACACGAACCCCCCUGGGCUGGUGCGUGCACGGAGUAAUGCACUUGCCGUGCGCUGGUUCUUCUUCUCCCUACACCACCUUACUCAUUUCAGCAUCAGCGUCUGAUGAUGAACGUGCUCUUCGGGACCUCAGUGAUGAGGUGCGGCGCUCCUUUUCUAUAGAUGCUUUGGGAGUGACAGGUAAACCACGACAGAACAAAGACGAGGUGCGCGCGGUGGCCAUGCUGGACGAGGGUGCGCAGCUCAUUGACGGCAGGUGGCACGUCAACUUGCCGUGGAAGGACCCAAACUGUAAGUUACCUGACAGUUACCCUAAUGCACUUUCCCGACUGCACAGCGUUGAGAGGAAAAUGUCAGCUGACCAGGAGUACGCGAGUAGGUACAGGGAGCGUGUAAAACACUUGCUAGAAAAUAAUUUUGCCCAAGAAACGCAAAAUACCGAACGGUCGCCAAGAACUUGGGCCUGA